Molecule: messenger RNA, 6480 nt
Organism: Photinus pyralis (common eastern firefly)
Lineage: Eukaryota; Metazoa; Arthropoda; Insecta; Coleoptera; Lampyridae
Exons: 2
Coding region: 173-6151 (1992 amino acids)
Molecular function (GO): protein binding
Source: RefSeq, a predicted model, not a curated record
AUUAGAAUAAAAUAUUUGGGGGAACUCCGAACUGAAUGAUUCAUACUGGUACAUUCCUAUCGCAUUAUGUUUAUAUUUAUCUUUAGUCAUUUAAGUAGAACGGAAUGGAAGUAAUGAAAUCAAUGCUUUUAGUUUUAUUAUAGUGACCGUGUAUUUUUGUAAUGAAAAGGAGAUGGAAGAUAUACCAGAGAGUUUUACUAGCCGACCAGGAACUGCCGACGUUGGAAAGGACUACGAAAUAAAAAUCGCAGCGUUACUAUGUUUGCGUUGCAUGAAUAACGUUGGCAUACAAAAUAUGUGGCUUAUUAUGAAUGCGGAUAAAUGUGGCGCUUUUGACGACGUUAUUUUAUCCUUCGAGAAUGCAGACCGUAAAAAUGUGACAUAUCUCAUACAGCUAAAGCAUACAAUGAAACCAUCCUCCCUGAAACGAAGGGAAUUGGUUAUAGAACAAGGAAAUUUUUAUCUCCCAAAGUAUUAUGACACUAUCAAGGACAUAAAGCGAGAGAUGGAUGCCGAAAGUAGCAAAAAAUCGGAUUUAUUGAAACAUUUGGACCGUAAUAGAAAUAGAAUGGUUUAUAUCCUAUUCACAACAAGAGGAAGUCCUGAAGGUGAUUAUUUAAUCAACGUUAGCAAAACAUCAAAUGCGGAAAGCGAGUGGUUACUCCACGAGUGUAUAAAUACUAACGGGGAAAUAUUUUCGUUUAAUUACGAACAAUUAAAUUUCGAAUAUGAAAACGCAUACCAGCACUGGAUGGAAAAUUUUUACUUAUUUACUAGACAAGUUAACAUAAGCAAGGUAGAUGUUCUAAUUCAAACUUAUAUUGAAAAUUUCAUCAGACCUGUGAAACUUUCUAAACCUGCAAUGGAUGAACUUUAUCAAAAAUUCAUGUUACAUGUAUCUCAGUGGGCAAAAGGAGAACUAGGAGGAUUCUACCCUUUAACGAAAACUCUUAUAUUAAAAGUUCUUUUUGAGUGCUUACUAAAGCCAUAUAUGUGGAAUUUCGAAGAGAGAAAACCGGACGUUAACGUUAAAAUCUGUGCCCAUUUACUAUCUCACAUAUCAGAAACUGCAAUAACAGUGGUAGCUAGUGAUAGUAUCGUGAUGACGUUCUUAACGUCUCACAUAGAGGGAAUAAUCCACGAGUAUUCGAUUGUGAACGACCACAAGGUUCUAUGGAAAAGACACCCGGAAAUUGUCAGCAAAGCAAUCUUCAGAACAACCGGGAGAUAUAAAAAUAUUGCAAUGGAAGCAGCUUACGAAUUCUUAUGGAAAACUAACGAACUUCCACUAUUACUAGAAGCUAAGACCGUUGAAAAUUGCAAAAUGGUGCUUCAAUUACUAAACAUUUUUCGGGGUAUUUUUAAAGUGAUUGUACUGGUUGACUGUCUGCAGCAUGUGGAUGUAAAUGGAGAAAUUUGCACGUCCUUGCGUGAUUUAGGCGAGAGUGGUCGUAUUUUUGUUUUGAAUUAUCCAGUCAAAUUGCAAAAUCGGCAACAUGUCAAAUUAUCGUCCUACGUCAGUCCUGAGAAGUUUCACCUGAUCACAAUUAAGGAUAUCAUUUACAUUUUCAUGGACGAAUUCAAUAUCGGCGACCUUCCCCUUUCAACGCCCGAUAUUUUCAUUACACAGUCUCUAGACCCAGUGUGGUUAAAAAAGAAAGUUUUAAAAGAAGUUAGGGUGGAUAAGUUCGUCAUUCACUAUACGCAACUUGAUGACGUAAAAACUGUGCUAGGCAAAGUGGGAAUGUCGUUGGAAAGUAAUCUUGUACUUACUUGGUUUCCAAAUUGCUCGAAAAGUUUGGCGGAGUACCGAAUCAUUAUCGUGGGAGAUGUUGGCGAAGUAUCGAGGAUUGUUGCUAUGUGCAAUACUUCCAACACGCACUUCUUACUGAUGCAGGGUCGGGGUGGUUUGGAAUGGGUGAGCACAUAUGGAACCAAUGACAAUAUUGCUGCAUAUAGGAAGGUUAGAAAUAUGCAAGAUUUAAGCGAUUACGAGACUGUUCCAACGCUUGAUGCAGUUCUGAAGGUGGUGACCCCACAAAUUAACAUCAUUAGUGCCAAUCCAGGUAUGGGGAAAUCGACAAUGUUAGCCUUCAUUGCAAAUACUGCACCAACGGACCAAUGGAUACUAACACUAAAUCUGAUCGAUCAUCUGAAUUACUAUAAGAAGAGCCCCGAUUCGAAAGGCCACCUUCAGUACUUUGCCAAACAUUGCAUUAGUAGCACCUUAGCACGGAUGGUCUUUGAUAUUCACGUAGAGACCAAAAAAGUUGUGCUAUUAUUCGACGGGUUUGACGAGAUUCCCUCGAACUUACAGAAGAAGGUUAUUAAAAUGAUUCAAGAAUGCAAGGAAUUGGGUUGUGCAGUUUACCUAACUACGCGUACUAACGUGCAACCAUUUCUGGAAGAGUCACUACGAACCUUUGCUCGUUCUAUUAUACCAUUUUCGCACCAGGACCAAUUUGAGUACUUGAAGAGGUACUUCACUCAAAACUGUAGCAAAGAUCCAACCGCUGUUGAAUUAAUUGAUACCUUCACGAACAGUCUUUUAAGAGCAGCCUCUGAUAACUUGAACGAUCAUGAUCAGAGGUUCACGGGUGUUCCGCUCCAAACGAGGUUACUGUGCGAGGUUUUCAAAAAAGAUUGCUACACUUACUUGCGUACUCAAACAUUUGAAAACAAACACUUCGAUCUAAUCUAUCUAUAUAAACAUUUCAUCCGUGAGAAAAUCAAUAUUGUGUGCGACAAGUUUGGGAAGGGCUCCGAGGAUUUGUUUCAUCAUUAUAAAGCAUACCGAACGCUGUACGCGUUACAAUCGAUAUUUUUAAAAGAAGAUUUGGAAGGUUUGAAUAUUGAUGAAAAGCUGAAGCAGGUUGUGCUGUUGUUCCCUGAUACUCUGCAGCAACUCCAAAAGGACGGAAUCGUUACAAUUCGUAAUAAAAUCGAAGCAAAAUUUGUUCACAGAACUUUUGCCGAAUAUCUUACGGCGAAGUGGUUAUCAAAAAACUUCGACGAUGACGAUAACGCCGAAAUUGUGAUAAGUCUCGUGAGGAAGAUUUUCGACCCUAACUUUAUUACAGUGCGUAAUAUGUUUGAUCGCUUAAUGGCUAAAAGAAGUCCGUUACAUUUGGCAGUAAUUAAUCGUCACAAUACCACAGUUAAAAUGAUUGUUGAAAGUGACAAAGGAUCUCUACUGUCAGUGGAUAGGGGCGAUAGGUCUGUGCACCAUUUGGUGGCCAGUUGGGGUGUCCACCAUCCGACUGGAGAAAUGUCGAAUAGCGAACUGAGGGUCUUAGACGAGAUGAUUUCAAAGGAUCCAAUGAUUGAGGUUCUAAACUUGCUCGGGCAAGUUGAUUGUAGAAAGGACGGUGUACUAAACUACACCCCAAUUGAUUACGCAAUCGCGAGCGGCUCUCUUCACAUUGGUGACGUUUUAUGUUCUCAAAUAGACAUUGUCGAUAAUUGCAUCACUCUACCGGAACUCGAUACUAUGUACCUUUCUUUUUAUUUCGAACUAUUUCCACUAAGAUUUUUGGAUUUUGCUAUAAAAAAGCGCACAAUUACUGACGAGGUAUUGAAAUUGGAAAAGCGCGCGUGCGAAUUUGAAGGAGCAAUACAUUCCGCUUACCGUGCUUCCAUAAAGGGCGGGGUGGCAGAGACUAUUGUGCAGCUACCAACUCAUAACGACUCGGAGGAAUUUUCUCCAUUACACGUAGCAGUAAUUACCGGGCAGUUGCACAUUGUACAAGCGUUACUCGAACAGAAUGUCAACGUAAAUGCUUCUGAUAGCUCCGGAAAAACUCCCUUGCACUGGGCAGCAAUCAAAAACAAUCCAAACGCGCUUCGAGCACUUUUAUCCAACUCUGCCGAUCCAAACGUAUCAGAUCUGAACGAAAUGACCGUUUUGCAUUAUCUUUCCAUGAUAAAUACUGACACAGAUCCUGAAAUUAUAUCCACGUUAUUGGAAAGUAAUGCAGGUGUGUACACCAAAGAUAAAUACGGUAACACUCCAUUGCAUUACGCCUUCCAUUACAGUACCCAGAAAUUUACCCAUUUAUUUCUCGACUCCAAGGCACUUCGUAAUAACUUAUCAAUUGCGGAUGCAUCUGGCUCCACUAUUUUGCACUGCGCUGCAUAUAAGGGCAACGAGAGUAUAGUGAUACAACUUCUAGAAUACGGACUAGACGUAAACACAAGUGAUACUGAUGGAAAAACUCCCUUGCACUGGGCAUCUCAAAAAGGGCACCUAAAGGUGGUACGCUGUCUAGCCUUAAAAGGUGCCGAUUUGAAUGCGGUAGACAAUUUCGGUAGAACUCCUUUGUAUGUAGCCGUUGACAGCAACAAAGAGAAAUUGGUUAAAUUUCUGCUAGAUAAUGGUGUAAGCACCUCCCAAAAGGAUACGUACGGAAGAACUGCACUGUAUCAGGCGAUAGCAAAAAAUUACGAACCCAUUGUCGCUCUAUUAUUAGAUCGAAAAAGCGAUGUCGAUGCGAAAGAUAACGAAAAUUUAAGCAUUAUGCAUUGGGCAGCGUGGAGUGGUCACGAGAACAUCGUUAAGUUACUUUUGUCUAGGAAAAUGGAUCACAAAUCACAAGAUAAAUACGGACGAAUUCCGCUUAUCUGUGCUGCACAAUAUGGACAUAUUGGCGCCUUAAACUCAUUACUAAAUGACAGCGAUCUGUAUGCAAAAGAUGAAAACGAUAUGAACUCUCUGCACUGGUGCUGUUGGAAUGGGCACAUAGACAUUGCGCGAGUUCUUCUUUCACGUACACCAAACCUUGACGUACAAGACAGCAAAGGGCGAACGGCCAUAAUGUGUUCUUCUCAUAAUGGACACGCGAACAUUGCCCGUCUGUUGCUAACACAGAACGCCGACGUUAACUUGGCAGAUAACAACAACAUGACGCCGCUAAAUUGGGCGGCCCAUAACGGCUACUACGAAACAGUCAAGGUGUUAUUGCAAAGAAACUGUAUCCUUGAAACCAAAAGCCAUUUGGGCCGGACCGCGUUAUCCAAUGCCGCCAGCAAAGGUCAUCAGAAAAUCGUGGAGGUCCUAUUGUCCAACUCGUUUCCUGUGGAGGUGAGUGAUUCAGAAGGAAUGACAGCGUUGCAUACGGCGGCAGUGCAUGGUCAUGUCGGCGUAAUUAAAUCUCUAACCGAACACGGAACCAAUUUGGAAGCAUUAAGCCAUUACAAUAAAACCGCUUUGAUUUACGCCGCUAAUUAUGGACAAGCACCCGUUGUAAAUUACCUUCUUACUAAAAAUGUCUCGCUCAAUGCCGCGGAUGAUGAAAAUAUGACGGCGCUCACUUGGGCAGCGCACGAUGGCCAUAAUGAUAUCGUCGCGUUGUUAGUGAACAAUGGAGCGAACAUGGAAAUUCCAAAUAAACAUGGAAGAACUCCAUUGCUGUGUGCUGUACACAACAAUCAUUAUGACGUGGUUAAAACGCUACUAUUGAAGGGAGCCGAUGUUAACCGUGCGGACAACGAGGGCACGUAUUGUAUCCAUCAAGCUGUCUACAAUGGAAACCUAGAAACGUACAGGCUGCUGGAGCACAAAUUUCCCGUCGACUUUAGAGACACUGUCAACAGAACCCCGAUUAUUCACGCAGCUUUUAACGGCCACAGUGAUCUUGUAAAGAUGCUGUUGGAAAAAGAAGCCUGCAUAAAUGCACAGGAUGAUGAGGGGAUGAGUGCACUACAUUGGGCAUGCUAUAAUGGUCACGUAGAUACCGUGCGUCUAUUGCUGUCAAGAUCUGCCGAUGCAAAUGUUCGAGACGUAGAAGGAAGGACCCCAUUGGUCUACGCUAUAGUGAAACAAAACGAGGAUAUAGUAUCAUUAUUGAUCGAUAAAGCCGAUCCGAAUCUAAAAAGUGAUCAGAACGUAAGUCCACUGCACGUUGCUGCAGGAGUUGGGAACACGAAGAUAGUGGAUAUUUUGGCAAGUAACGGUGCUGACGUAAACACGAGAAAUAACGAUGGUGCCACUCCUUUAAUGUGCGCCUCUGGUAAUGGCAGAGAGGAUGUAGUAAUGCUGCUCAUAGCAAAAAAGUCGCGUGUAGAAGAGCGAGAUAAUAAUAAUUUAACAGCGUUAGAUUGGGCAAAAUUCGGCAAUCAUGAGUCUGUAAUUUCGUUAUUAGAGAACAGUUAAAGCGUAAAUUUGCUCUUGCUUCCAGAUGGAUCAACGGAUUUGUUUGAGAACAGAGUAGACUCCAAAUAUAUCGGCCAGCUUUGAACUAGAAAACGAACUUGUCUGAUUUACCAAGGAAUAUGACUCAAGACUUCAAGUGCCAAUUUUUACUUCAUAGUGAUAUUUAUUGAAUUCAUCAGUUGAUGAAGAUAUCAAAACCAAAAACACCACUCUUCUGUUAGGUUUAUCGCCGAAUCAUGUUUUUGGUUUUCAAUAAAUUCUUAUUUGCAAACGUAUAUCUGAUAAUUAUUCGGUUGAUUUAUCGUAAAUCUGACGAUAGCUUACAGUAC